Molecule: messenger RNA, 1275 nt
Organism: Lathyrus oleraceus (garden pea)
Lineage: Eukaryota; Viridiplantae; Streptophyta; Magnoliopsida; Fabales; Fabaceae
Exons: 2
Coding region: 1-1275 (424 amino acids)
Molecular function (GO): zinc ion binding; nucleic acid binding
Source: RefSeq, a predicted model, not a curated record
AUGGUUGCUGGAAGGAAUGAUGAUGUGCUUACGGCGGCAUUGACCUUGUUAGCUGGUGCCAUUCCGCAAAUGAAUGUUGGUGAUCGGGAGCGUGAUGCUGAUGAGUUUUGUGCUUUGGGGAAGUUCCAGAGGAACAAUCCACCAACUUUUGAAGGAGCUCAUGAACCUGACAAAGCUCAAGAGUGGUUGAAGGCGAUUGAGAAAAUAUUUCGAGUUAUAAACUGUCCAGAUGCGCAGAAGGUGCAGUUUGGCACUCAUAUGCUUGAGAAAGAAGUUGAGGAUUGGUGGCGCAACACUGUUCAGAGAUUUGAUGAGGAUGGCAUUGAAGAACUGGAAUUCCUUGAGUUGAAGCAAGGUAAUGGUACCGUAGCUGAGUAUGCUGCAAAGUUUGAGGAGCUGGUCAAAUUGUGUCCCCAUUACAAUACUGCUAAUGCUGAGAGAUCCAAGUGUCUUAAGUUUGUGAAUGGAUUGAGACCUGAUAUCAAGAAGGCAAUGGGUUACCAACAGAUUACGAGAUUUUUUGAGUUGGUUAACAAGAGUAGGAUCUAUGAUGAGGAUAGACGUGAGAGUGCUGCUCAUUACAAGUCCUUACAGGAUAAGAAAGGAAAAGGGAAAUUCCGAGGGAAGCUGUAUGAUGGUAAGAAGAAAGCUGGUGAUGGUAAGAAGUCGAGUGUGAGAGGAUCUCACACUCCUGUCAAGUGCUUCAGAUGUGGUGUUGGGGGACAUCGUGCUCCCGAGUGUCCUAAGGGCGAUGUGACUUGUUUCAAGUGUGGCAAGCAAGGUCAUAAAUCUUUUGAUUGCAGAGUUGGUUCGAAUGUGACUUGCUACAAUUGUGGUGAGCAAGGGCACAUUAGUAGCAAGUACAACAAGCCGAAUAAGGAGCAAGCCAAAGGGAAAGUGUUUGCAUUGUCCGAUUCUGAUACUUCUGCUGAGGAGAGAUUGAUUCGAGGUACGUGCUUUAUUAAUAAUAUGCCUUUGAUUGCUAUUAUUGAUACUGGUGCGACACAUUCUUUUAUUUAUUUGAAUUGUGCUAAGAGAUUGAAUCUUGAAUUAUCUGUUAUACAUAGAAGCAUGGUUACUGAUACUCCGGUUAUGGGUUUAGUGACUACUUCAUCUGUUUGUUUGAAAUGUCCGUUGAAUAUUUGUGAUAAAGAUUUUGAAGUCGAUUUAGUGUGUCUUCCAUUGAGUCAACUUGAGGUUAUUUUGGGAAUGGACUGGUUGAGGGCCAACCAUGUCUAUAUCAAUUAUUUUGCGAAAGCUGUUUUUUUUUCUUGA